AUCAGUUAUUGUCUUAAAUUUUAUUUCAGAAAUAAAUAGCAGAACACGAAUUUAGUUAAUUAUGGAUAAAAAAACUAAAGAGCUACUUCGUAAGAGGAAGAAAGUUCGACCUGCUUCUAGCUCGGAAAGUUCAAGUAGUUCGGAUUCGGAUUCUGGAUCAAGUAGUGAUUCCUAUUCAUCUUCGUCAUCGGCUGACAAAAAGGGGCGCCAUCAUAGAAGUAAAAAAGGACGACCGCGACGUUCAAGUAGUUCAUCUGAUGAUGAAAAAGCAAGAAAAAGAGAAAAACAUGCCUGUCAUAGAAAAGCAGAAGCAAAAAGAAGUCACUUAAAGCGUAAGCAGAAAGAGGCAAAAGCAAAAAAAGGAGCUCUGUCGCUUUUGGUUAAGUUAGAAAAAAAUCAUCACGACCAAUUGUUGAAGGAACGUCAUCAAAUGAGAGAAAGAGAGAAACUUCGUUUAGGUCACGCUAGCUCAAAAGAGCUACUGAAAGCGAGGUUGUCCCCUUCGAAAGCUAAACUUGAACGUCAUCAUCAUCACCAGCUAUCACCACGAGAAAAGAUUAUAAUACGACGUGAACGAAGUCCUCCAAUGCAACAAAUUCUAUCUCCUCAAAGAGGUCCUAAAGAUAUUCGACACCGUUUAGAAGAUAGACGCUCGGAAAGAGAAAGGAUUGAAGCAGCUCGGCAAAAAGAACGUGAAGAAGCUUUAGCGCGUUGCCAAGAACGACAGAGGGAACGUGAAAGAAUCGCUAAAGAAAAAUUACGUAGAGAACGUCAAGAAAAAGAGUACGAUCCUCGUGAGCAAAGAUUAUUACCUAGACCAUCAGAAAGAGAAAUGGCGAUUGCGGCUGCGAGGGGUCAAGAUAGUAGGGAACGUUCUGUAGAAACCCAUCCAGAUAUGCGUCGUUCAGGACAUUCUCAUUCUUCUCAUAGACUUCCUCACGCGUAUGAACGUAGUGAAAGUGAUUACGAUAGGGAUUACGAAAUGAGGCAUCCUGAGCAUGAUAGGCAUGCAGGAGAUAUUGAUCGUGAAUAUAUGAUGAUGAGAAGAAGAGGAAGUCCUUCUCCAGGAGGACAUUAUAAAGAGUCACGAGUAAGAGGAUCAGAACGGGAAUUAUAUCCCGAAGAUGAAAGAUACGAAAGGGGCGCUUAUCAAUCCCGUUCAUCUCGAGGUGAUGCUUAUGUUGAUGAUAUUGCUCACAGGAGAGAGAGAGAAAGUGACGAUUGGGAACACGAACGUGGCGAAGGUGUGAGCAGUCAUGAUUUACGUGAACAUCAUCCUCGUUCUGAAAAACAUCUAUAUGAGAAACACAGAAGUGCACAGUCUCCUCAAUGGGAAGAAAGUAAUUGGAAAUAUCAACAACAACAACAUUUGAGACUCGGAUCUCACAAAAAAAUUCCACCUCAGAUGCAAGAGGAAAAUUGGGAUGAAGAAGUCGAUUACAGACCUCCAUCCAAAAAGCCAUCACAGGCUGAUUGGGUCGAAGGACCGGUGCAUCAUCAUACGUCCACACAACCGGGAAGAAUGAAAAUGGAACAUGGACCUCCAAUGAAAAUGGUCGAACCGAAAAUUCCGCAUGAGGGUCAGCCACAUGGCCAUCCUGGAGUGCAUAUUGUACAACAUCCAUCAACUCAUUCCGCUGCUCAUCCCGUACCACAUGCUGGACCGCCAAUGCCUCAUCCUCCACAUGGAAAACGUUGGCCACAACAGGAGUGGAGACCAAGAGCACCUCCACCACAUGGUGCUGACUUAAGACCUAUGCAUCCAGGUGGUCCACCUGGCCCUAGAGUACCCGGCUAUAGGGCCCCUAUGCACCGGCAUCCUGUUGGUCCUAUUAAUUAUGGUGGCCAAGAGCGUCCACAUUAUCCUCCUCGUCAUGCGCCACCACAUAUGCAAGGGCAACAUCACCUUGGAACUCCUUAUCAUCCGCGACAACAUUUUCCUCCUAAACGGCAAAUGGUCUACACCAAUCCAAAUUUAAUAGCAAAUCAAAAAGCUGCUGCAGCAGCCGCUGCCUCUUCUCCCAAUUUAAAUAAACCAAAUAGUGCUUUAGUUCCAAUUAAACUAGCAACGGCAUCUCCGACAUUUGUAAAUCCUGCAAAUAAAAUUGCACUGAUUAAAAAAAUCGAGGAACAAAAAGAACAAGAAAAAUUAGCCGCAUUGAAUGAUGCUUUAACAGACACGGGUGAUGCUGGAGCUGAUGAAAUGGAACCUGGAGAAAUAAAAAGUACUAAUGAAAAUGAAAGUGUUGAACCAUCUGAGGAGAACUCUGGUGAUGGUGUUGGAGGAGAAGGUGAGGGAAGGGAUGACUUAAGCGAAAUUAGCGAUGAAGCAGAUGACAUUUUAAAAGAGGAAAAAAACAAACAGGCUGCGGCACUUGCUGGAGAUAAACAAAUUGAUGGUGCUAAAGAUGAUACUAACAUAGAAGCUGAUACCCCUGGUGACCAAACAGAAAAUGAUGAUUUAUUGGAUUUUGAAGAAAUAUCGGAUGGUGAGUUAGAGGAGGAAACUAGAAAAAAUUUAGGCGAUGCUCUUGGUGUUGAUUGGGCAUCACUUAUAAAAGAGUCAAAAAUUGUAAAAGGCAAUCAAAAAGAUAAAAAUACUACUGCUAAACAAAAAUGGCAACCCCAUAGGGUAAUUUUAGAUGUUGGUAUUUCAAUGAAAUACGCUGGUAAAGAAUUUGCUGAAGAACUUCUUAAAGAUGCUCAGUUAAAAUUAGAUGCUGAAAACGCUACAAAAAAAGUUGAAAAUGUUGAUAAGGAUGAAGCCAAUAUUAAGUUGGAAGAAGAAACGACAACUAUCAAAAUAGAAAAACUUGAUCCAGAUGAAAAUGAAGAAAAAGUUAAAAUACAAGUUGAUGCUGUAGUAAAAAACGAAUAUCAAAGCGACAGUGAAAAUGAAAAAGUAACUUCAGAAAAUUUUAGCCCUGCUGGUAAUGAUGACACAAAUAAAAUUCCAAUUGAAAAUUUGAGCGAAUUGGCUUGUGUUCAAGUCGCCCAGAGAAAAAACAAAGAAAUUCAAAAUAAUUUAGUAUUUAAUGCCUGUGGAAUCAAUAGUAGGGCAUUAAGUGCUCGCAAAGAUUUAAGAUUACGUCGACAACUUUGCGGACUACCUGUUAAAGAAUUGGAAUGUGGACGAGUUGUUAGUGAACAAAUGAAAUCUUUGGCGUUAAAAGCAUUUCAAAAAGCAGUAGGAGAGGUGAAGUAAUAGUAAAAAAAAAGUUUUUCUUUUUUAUUUUGUUCUCAAUUUUACAAAACAUAAAUCUGAUCGGUGUAUUUUAGUUCAAAAAUUUAGAUUUUUUUUCUCUAAGUAGUUCCAUAUUUUUGAAUUUUAUGAAAUAUACAACAAUAUGCAUAAUAUUAUGGAAAAAUACAUAUAAAUAAAAUGCUUGAGAAUUAAGUUGAA
Messenger RNA from Condylostylus longicornis, 3403 nucleotides. RefSeq names its product fl(2)d-associated complex component (gene Flacc). Bases 62 to 3205 code for a protein of 1047 amino acids. NCBI's taxonomy places the organism in Eukaryota, Metazoa, Arthropoda, Insecta, Diptera, Dolichopodidae. The transcript has 4 exons. The record is from RefSeq and is a predicted model, not a curated record. Gene Ontology annotation, cellular component: RNA N6-methyladenosine methyltransferase complex.